GGUAUCUGGGUGUUCCAGGCCGAUGGCGAGUCUGACGCCUACGGCGGCAACAAGGGCGGUGACGGGAAGAAGAACAAGAAGCGCAACACUUACGAGGCCGAGCCCGCCCCUACGAUGUCUGCAGCCCAGUUGGAUGCGGCGGCGAACACUGAGAAGACACGCCUUGCUAAAGUGGCAGAGGAAGCAGCUCGUAAGGUUCGGAUGUGCUUGCAGGAGGUCGAGCAGAAGCGGACGAAGGCCAACAAGAUGCGCGAGCAGUUGGAGGAGGCGACUGACGCGCUGUUCACGGCUACGGCGGCGCAGGAGAAGGCGGAAACCGAGCGGAAUGACGCUGACCGCAUCUUGCGCGAGUUCAACCCCGAGCAGUGGAAGCUCCUGCUGUCGCGGGAGGAGCCUCUGCUCCCCGCGGCGUUCCUCCUCCCGGUGGCGCGGCACGGGGCGCCCAGCGGGGGGCUCCUGGCUGUGCUGCUGAUGCUCGCCCUGCUGAGGGACCUGCUGAGGGACAGG
Molecule: messenger RNA, 507 nt
Organism: Prorocentrum cordatum
Lineage: Eukaryota; Dinophyceae; Prorocentrales; Prorocentraceae
Source: the annotation of a GenBank genome assembly